GGAGAGGGGAGAGGAAGGAAGUCCCGCCUCCACUACCACCAGUUCUAGUUUCCGAGCAACAAGUGGAGGGUUUUCACCAGGCCAUACCCAGGUGUGUGACGGGCGUGCCAUUGAAAGGUGCAUAGUGUUUGUGUGUGUGGUGACAGACUGACAGUACCUGCAAGAUGAUGAUGCUGCGGCCACAAGACCUCUCGGAGUAUGAGUUACUCCGGGAACAGAAUAUACAGAAGAGACAACACCUGAUGGCAGCUCUUAUGAGAGACUUCCAGGAGUUCAAGUCUUCAGUGGCUCCACCAAAGCCCGUCAUGAAGGAAGUGAAGGAACCCAACAAAGAGCAGCAGCAGCAGCGGCGGCUCAGUGGUUGUGCCCCCCGGCGACGCAGCAGUAGGAAUAGCAGGUUCCAGCCGUAUCACUCCCCCCCAAGGACCAGAGGACGACGGCAAGCUGCCAACAGUGCACAGUCGGAGUGGGAGCGUCUCAUUCAGGAUGACGAUGCAAACCCUUAUUGGGUUCCCAUAGACGAGGACGACCCCGAGGAGGAGGAGAAGGAACCCCAGCCUCUCUAUGUCAAGUUUCACUUCACUCUGUGCCAACGGACUUCAGACGGCGACUCAGACAAAGGGGAGGAAGAAUCAGAGGAUGAGAUAGAGUGUUUUGUGGAGGACAUGGACGUGACCAAGAUGAGGCCGGCAGACCAGUAUGACUCACUGUACAGCUGUGGCGUGAGGCAGCAGAGCAGGCGCAGCAGUGAAGGUGCAGGGAGUGGCGGCCGGCGGAAAGGAAACCUCAGCUUUGACCCAAAUGUGAAUAUAGUGAUGCCCGAGGACAUCACUCCAGCGGCCCUGAGGAACGUGGCGGAGCGAAGUGGAGGGAAGGUGUACAACGCCUACGUAGGAACCACCUGUCACCAGUGCAGGCAAAAGACUAUAGACACCAAGACAGUGUGUCGCUCUGGAGACUGUUCAGGCGUACGGGGGAUGUUCUGCGGCCCCUGCCUCAAGAACCGCUACGGGGAGGAGGUGAAGGAGGCGCUGCUUGAUCCGCGAUGGAUGUGCCCCCCCUGCCGUGGCCUGUGCAACUGCUCCAUCUGCCGUAACAGGAGUGGGAAGGGCGCCACAGGGAUCCUCAUUAACAUUGCCAGGGCGCGUGGCUUUGACAACGUGAAGGAUUACCUGGAGAGCCUUAUCAAGUAGUGAGCCUCUCGUGUCUUGUUAUGUCAGUUCAUAUUUCUACUUUUGUUUUAUUCUUUUAUUAAAUUUAUCAGAAGUUUCAAGUGCCAUGUUGUGGUAAGGAAGGAAGGAAGAGUUGGUGGCUACUAAGAGUAUAUUGUGAUUAGGUGUUUAUUUGUGUUUUUUUUUUUUUUUUUUUAUUUUAAUCUUCAAAGUGAGUUUUUUUUUUCAAUCAUGUGGGUUUGUAAGAGAAAUGAAAAGGUUCUGUUUUAGUUGACGCUGCUCUGAUUGGAGAAAAUUCAUAGUUUUCUGUGUAAUUUGUUGAAGAGUUCAGUACUGUCGUUAGGAUGUGGAACCUGGAAGUGAAUUGCAGCUUUUGAACAGAGGAAGAACUGGAUUUUAUAGUAACCAAGGGAUACGGACAUGCAACCUCUGUGGGGUAUAAUGGUGUGUGUUGGCUAAUCUUGGCAGGUGAAGGAGGAGGACAUUAGCUUGGUAAAGUACACAUAGAUUAGGUAUAUUGGAAGGAUGUACAAUGUGUUAGAUAAUCUUGGGAAGUGAAGAAGGAGGGACAUUAGCUUAGUAAAGGACACAGAGAUUACAAAUAUUGGAAGGAAGUGCAGUGUGUGUGGAACCUUUCAGAAUUGUAAUGAUUUAGUGAAGUGAAAGCUAGAGUAUGGUGAAGGCUGAAUAAACACUUAAUGAAGAGUACAUAUGAAGAGAAGAAGAGCCCUUGGACAUGCACACAUACAGGUCAGUAACACACUGCCACUCAUAACAUACAGGAAGGUGGAUGCUAGAGGGGUCAAGAUAGCAAUUAAUCAGCAUAGGUAUUAGUGACAAGUGUUUCCUCCCAGCCCUUCCUGGUGGUCAGACUGAGGCCACCACGACCUACACCUCAUUUAUUCACCUUUGUUUGGCAUAUCCUGUGUGUUUAUGUGUGUGUAUAAAGAUUGUCAACCAUGGGAGAUGAUGUGGACCUUCUGGUCUGGUCUGUGGGGCUUGUUUGGCCUGCCAUACACUCAUUUUUAUCAUGCCAGCCAUACCAUAUCACAGCCAUCUCUCAUUUCAGUCAUUUUAGGUAAUUUAGUUUUAUCCCAUAGUACAUUUACAUAGUACAUGAUGUCAGUGAUACUUCUAUCCCUUCAUGUAAUGACCCUUUCACCUCCAUUCCUACUGUUUUUCUCUCCGACAUAUCUCUCUUUUCUGUCUGUCAGUUCAUCCUUUCAUGCUUUUACAGGACUGAAAAUCUAGCCAUUACAAUUUUCAGUUCAGUUCAGGUUCACUGCCUUGGGACAGACAUCAUCACUGCACUUCUUGUCUCUUGUGUGUCUUCAUCUUUAAUAUCUUGGAAAGUGUUGAAUGAUUUUACUUUUUAGUUGAUUGAUUAUUUAGAAAUACUGUACUGUAAACAGUUUUCUUUUAUUACAUAAAGGCCUUAAUAAUGAUAAUCAAUAAUUGUAGUGUUCAUGUUGUCUGAAGUGGUUGUUGACUGUAUGGGUGAGAGUCACUUUAACACACUCUGGAAAGGAGCAAGUGUUGCCAACACUUCAAAACCUGAAAAAGGAUUGUAAGAGAUUGUUAUAGUUUAUAGUGAGUGUGAGGCAUGUUGGGUAUUUCUUUAUUUUCACUAAAUGUAUCCCAUAGAAUUUUAGUGUAGCUAUUGAUUAGAUGUCCCAUGGAAAUGGCUUUAAUUAAUUCCAUUAAGAAUAUAGACAUUGUCAUGUCUCAGCAUGUGAUAGAAAUCGUCAACAGUUUUUAGUGUAUAUAUUGUUGAUUUAUUAAUUUUUGUGUAAUAAAGACAUCAUUUUACAAUUAUAUGAUUUUUAUCAGUAA
Portunus trituberculatus (swimming crab) is the source of this 3005-nucleotide messenger RNA. RefSeq names its product cell division cycle-associated protein 7-like. Gene Ontology annotation, cellular component: nucleus. Gene Ontology annotation, biological process: regulation of DNA-templated transcription. The record is from RefSeq and is a predicted model, not a curated record. The transcript has 7 exons. Bases 165 to 1193 code for a protein of 342 amino acids. NCBI's taxonomy places the organism in Eukaryota, Metazoa, Arthropoda, Malacostraca, Decapoda, Portunidae.